AUGAAUCCAGAUAUCAUAACUACUAUUACUAGUACUACUCCAGAUAAAGACAUUAAUAUACCAACUACUAAUGUUACUACAUCUAGUAUACUACCCCUGCUAUUUCGCAGGCGAUCUUCUAAACCAGGAUUAUCAAUAGAUGUACUUAAAACAAAUGCUCCUAGAACCAACUGUACCACUACCUCCCCCAGUGGCAAUUCAACAUUUGUUUGUUCACCUUCACCAAGUCUAACUACUACGUUCACAUUUUUGCCACCAUCCAUUCAUCUACAAGAUCCAUUAAGUUUAACCGCCACUUCAUUUGAUUUUAUUUUUGAUGUUAGGCCAUACAAUCUAUAUUCAAAAUCAAGAAUAGCUUCGGCAAUCAAUAUUUGUGUUCCAACUACCCUUUUGAAGAGAACUUCUAUGACACUUUUGGAUAUGUUAAAUUUUGCAACUAAUUUGCUGCAAUAUCAAAAAGACUUCCUCGUUGGUAAAUUAACUGACAAAGAUGCUAAUGGUGACAAUAUUUCAAUACUAAUCUAUGAUCAAUGUUCAUCUAAAGGCUGUGUAUCAUUUUCAUUAUAUCAAACAUCUUUAAGAUUUGAUAAAUAUGAUGAUAGAUUUAACACAUCUGUUCUUCAAGGUGGUUUUCAAUCAGUACUAGAUACUACCAUAAUUGAUACUCAACAAAUCAUAACUGAUGUAGCUACUGCCCCAAUAUCUGCGACACCACCAAUCUUUGGAUCUCCUCAUAAAGUACACAAAAAGAAAGCUGCAAGUUUGUCAGGGUUCACAUUACCUUCAGCCACAAACUUUAAAACCAAGUUCGUUAGAUCCAUUAAAAAGAACAAUCCACUGCAUCCUAUAACCACCACUACCAACAGUUCAUCAUAUACUUAUACAUUUAAAUUUCCAGGUGAUCUAGACUACGGCAUGGACUUUCCCAAUUGGUUACAAUUCCUUAUCAAUCAAGAUAACUCAUCAAUCAUCCAAUACUUCAACCACCAAUUCGAAACAAUCGAAGAUCAAGAGAGGAAACGACUUCGUACACUUGCAUCCAAUUUUAAUCCAUUACUGGAUAUAUAUGCACGUCCAGCAUCCCCAGCACAACCAGGAACAACGUGUUGUGAAUCAUGCAAGAGGAUUCAAUAUAUGAUGCCCCAAGGUGUUGAGUAUGGUUUUAAGAAUAGAUAUAAGAAUAUCUGGCCCUAUGAACAUUCACGAGUCAAGCUUGCCUCAUCUAUGGAUAUUGAUGGCCUGGAUGAUUAUUUCAAUGGUAAUUUCAUUGAUAGUAAGAGUAUCCUCCCAAAUCCAUUCACCUAUGUUGCUACUCAAAACCCACUCUCUUCAACCAUUGACGAUUUCUGGAGGGUUAUCUCACAAGAAAAUAUUGGUUUGAUUAUUAAUCUAGACUCAACCCCCAUCAAUUAUUUCGAUUCCAAAUAUGUCGAUUCUGUCCAGAUCAUUCAUACUACCGAAUCAUAUAUCGUUCGAAAAAUAAAUAAUAAGGUUUUUCAUUUCCAUUAUCUCCAUUGGCCAGAUUUCGGAGUCCCACAGAAUUUCGACUCAUUAUUAGAUUUAAUCAAAUAUAAAAACCACCUAGUUUCCAAUCAUCCAUCCAUUUCCAAAAACGUUUUGGUUCAUUGUUCAGCCGGCUGUGGAAGAACAGGGGUCUACAUUACCAUCGAUAGCCUAAUCCUGGCGAUGCGUAAUCAUAGUGAUGUCACUUUGAAUACUGAUCAAGAUUUGAUAUUGUCAUUGGUUCAACAUCAAAGAAGACAACGGUUGUCAAUGGUGCAGAAUUUGGAUCAAUAUAUUGUGUGCUAUGAGAUUUUCUUGCAUUAUUUGAGUGAGUUUCAACAGAGGAAGAUGAUGAAGGAAGCGUUAGUGAGUGGGAGUGGUUGUGGUGCUAUGAGCGAUACUAAUUAUGAGCUUAUUAAUUCAAUAGAGAAGAAUGGAACUGGGGAUUUUCCAUUUGAGUUCCCAAAGAAGGUGAUGUAUGAUGGGAAUACUGGUGGAGCUGAAGUUGAUUAUUUUCUGCAGGUAAUUAGAUCGCCUGUUAGAUCUAGAUAG
Molecule: messenger RNA, 2055 nt
Organism: Hemisphaericaspora subhashii
Lineage: Eukaryota; Fungi; Ascomycota; Pichiomycetes; Serinales; Debaryomycetaceae
Gene: PTP2
Product: tyrosine protein phosphatase
Exons: 1
Coding region: 1-2055 (684 amino acids)
Biological process (GO): protein dephosphorylation
Molecular function (GO): protein tyrosine phosphatase activity
Source: RefSeq, a predicted model, not a curated record